UGUUCUAGUAUCGGGACUGUAAAAACCACAACAAUGGACAGGAAACAAAAUCUGAACCGAGCUGAGACGUUCUCCUUUGUCAACCCUUGGAUCAGAUAUUUCCUCUUCUUCUUCAGCUUCUUAUUUUGGGUUUUCUCUUUGUUAAUCGUCGCGAUGGGGGUGUAUGCAAAGGUCCAGAAGGCUACAGACACGGUGCGGGACACGUUCCUGAUCGACCCGGCUGUCAUCCUAAUUGUGGUGGGGGUGGUCAUGUUCUUCAUCACUUUCUGUGGCUGCAUCGGAGCCCUCCGAGAGAACAUUCGCCUCCUCAAGACAUUCUCCUUCAGCCUGACAUUGGUCUUCCUCACCCAGCUGGCCAUAGCCAUUCUGGGUUUCUUCUACUCGGAUCAGACUCGCGAUGCUUUGGGAAAUUUUGUGAAGAAAGCCAUCACGCACUACAGGGAUGACCUGGAUCUGCAGAACCUGAUGGACUACAUCCAGAAAGAGUUCAAGUGUUGUGGGUGGAACAACUACACAGACUGGUCUUGGAACCUGUACUUUAAUUGUACACACGAGAACCCCAGCUCUGAGCGCUGUGCCGUGCCCUACUCCUGCUGCACUCCUGUUCCUGGAGAGUCAGUGAUUAACACCAUGUGCGGUUUCGGGGUUCAAACUCAGACCUUCCUGGAGGCAGACAAGUCGAUCUACCCGAUGGGCUGUGCAGACAGAGCAGUGAUGUGGGUGGAGUCUCACCUGCUGUUGGUGGGGGCUCUCGCCCUGGGUCUGGCCUUACCUCAGAUUGCAGGCAUCGUGCUGUCCCAGAUCCUGAUCUCUCAGAUCCAAGAUGAGAUCACCUCGGUGUUGUGAGAGUGGGCCCGACGAGGGGAAGAGGAGGAAAGAAAAGAGAACUCGCAGUUCUCUACUUUCGGCUCCUCUGACGUGCAAACGACAUCUGUUUUACCGCUACUGUAUCCCUGCAAUG
This is a messenger RNA of Labrus bergylta (ballan wrasse), 961 nucleotides long. NCBI's taxonomy places the organism in Eukaryota, Metazoa, Chordata, Actinopteri, Labriformes, Labridae. The record is from RefSeq and is a predicted model, not a curated record.